Molecule: messenger RNA, 1634 nt
Organism: Nilaparvata lugens (brown planthopper)
Lineage: Eukaryota; Metazoa; Arthropoda; Insecta; Hemiptera; Delphacidae
Exons: 5
Coding region: 158-1120 (320 amino acids)
Cellular component (GO): chitin-based extracellular matrix
Molecular function (GO): structural constituent of chitin-based larval cuticle
Source: RefSeq, a predicted model, not a curated record
GGGGUGGAAUUGGCAGUUUGAAAACCUUGUUCAGCCCCUCAUCCACUCUAAGGUCCACUGCAAAUUUGCAAAAAAAUUGGAAGAUGUUCUAGAAUCAUAUAUAAGUCGAGAUUGUUUCCAACAGAGUCACUGAUCAGUUUGAGCCCGGCUUGUCAACAUGAAAUCCCUGUCGAUCGUUCUAUCCAGCGUGCUGGCUUUGGCUUUGGCCGCACCCCAGGUGCCAUACAACUCCCACGUGGUGCUUCCAAGCAGUGGCGGUCACCAAUACACCCUCACCAACCGUCCUCAGGGAUUCAGCAUUGAGACGGGCGCUGCUCUGUCCCGCGCUGCACCCGUGCAACACGUUGCACCAGUUGUGCAACACGUUGCUCCUGUCGUGCAGCACGUUGCACCAGCCGUGCAACACGUCGCCGUCACUCCCGUUGCUCCCGUUGCUCCUGUUGCCGUGAGAGCAUCCGCUGUACAGCCCGCUGCAGCUUACUACAGACAGGCUGCUCCAGCUGCCCAGUAUGCUGCUGCAAGGAAAUCUGUAGUCGUAGCCCAGCCCGCUCCAAUCCACUACUCACCCGUCCAAUACUCCGCCCAGUUCGACCAAUCAGCUGCCUCCCACUACGUCGCCGACCAAUCAGCUGCUUUCGCCGCCAAAUCAGCUGCCGCCCAACAGUACAGCUCAGCAUCAGCUGCCGGAUUCCGUUCCGCCCACCAGAUUCCCAGCGCCAACAUUGUCAGACAACAGCAGGAUAUCAGCGAUGAUGGAUCGGCUUUCACUUAUGGAUUCGAAUCAGACAACGGCAUCUCCGUCCAAUCGCAAGGCCAACUGAAGGUGUACGGACCCGAGCAGGCCGGCCACUCCGUCUCAGGAUCCUACUCGUACGUCGGAGACGACGGUCAGACCUACACUGUCAACUAUGUCGCUGACGAGACAGGAUUCCACGCCAGCGGAGCUCAUCUGCCCCAGAUGUCCGAGGAAAUCGCAAGGUCGGUCGAGUACAACCUCGCCCCACCCCGAGGAAUGGACCCAGAAGUAAACAGACACCAUGAAGAUCCUGGAGACCUUGGAGAUCGACACUGGAUUUGGAAUUGGACUGGAGAGUGCAUUGAGGAAACUAAAGUGGACUAAGAACUACUGUAGAUUUGAAAGUUCAGCAUGGAUCCGAAAUAAACUCAAAAGCUCACUUUCAUUCGGAAGUGAACUAAAAAGUGCCUUGAGGAAACGGAGCUGGACCAAGAGCUACUCUUAGUGGAUACAAUAGUUCAGCUAGGAUCCGAAAUGAACCCAAAAGUUCACCUACAUUCGGAAGUGAACUGGAGAGUGCAUUGAGGAAACUGAGGUGGACUUGAAACUACUGUGUGUGGGUCAAUAGUUCAGCUAGGAUCUGAAAUGAACUUUAAAGUUCACCAACAUUCGGAAGUGAACUGAAGAGUUCAGGAGGGAUACACAGCUGGACUAAGAACUACAAUGAGUGGAUUUGAAGAUUCAUCAAGGAUCCGAAAUGAACUUGAAAGUUCACCAUGAAUCCAGGUGUCGAUAACCAGUCAACAUGUUUGAAUGUUCCCGCUAUUUCGGUGAGAAUUUCAACGACAUGUAAAUAGUGUAAAUCAGCAAUAAAUUACCAUUUCCUGUACUAAAAGUA